Molecule: messenger RNA, 2889 nt
Organism: Dromiciops gliroides (monito del monte)
Lineage: Eukaryota; Metazoa; Chordata; Mammalia; Microbiotheria; Microbiotheriidae
Product: phosphatidylcholine:ceramide cholinephosphotransferase 1
Exons: 6
Coding region: 829-2061 (410 amino acids)
Biological process (GO): sphingomyelin biosynthetic process; ceramide biosynthetic process
Cellular component (GO): endoplasmic reticulum membrane; Golgi membrane
Molecular function (GO): ceramide cholinephosphotransferase activity; sphingomyelin synthase activity; protein binding
Source: RefSeq, a predicted model, not a curated record
CCCCACGGGGCUCCUUACUCCAGCCAGACUGGAUUUCCCAGUGGCUUCUCCCAGGCUCCGAGCCUCCCUCCUCUCCUGGCCACAACGUCACUUGUACACACGGGGAGCAGAGGAGGAGGCACCCGGCGUGCCCGCCUGUCCGCCAGCCCGCUGCAGCUAAAAGCUGCUUCCCUUGACCUCCUCUCCUCGGGGAUCGAGCUUGGGCUCCUGGGGGGAGUCACCAGGGCAGAGAGGACCCAGGAGGGAGCGCCCGGGCAGCCCAGCUCCAGAGCCCGAUCGCGGGCCCCUUGGAUCUGGUGUGUGCCUGCAAAGCAGGACCAGGAACUUUGGCCUUGGACUUGGGGCUCGGAGCGAGUGAAACUGACGACCCUGGCCAGGCCGCCCCUCCCUCGCGCCUCGGGCUCCUCCAGGCUUUCGGAACUGGACACAUCCUGGGGAAGAGUCGGCGCUGACUUCACGGCUUUCUCCGGCCGAGCCUGUGGCGGAGGCUCCGGAAAUAAGGCGAGCAGAGGUUCUUAGUGACUGUUUCUAGAUCAGCGAUCGGCCACUGGGGAAAGCACCGGUGAGAGGCGGCUGCCCCACCCUGGGGAGAUGUCAGAAGGAAAAAGGAUCCGUGCACCAAGAAGGAGGUGAGGGGCUUCUCCUGCGCCCACGGAGCGUGGCCUUCUCCAUGAAGUGUUCUUCAGACUUCCCGCCCAGCCUGCCCAACGAGUUUGUGCUGCUCGUCCGCAGGAUGGAGGAGAUGUGGAGGGACUGCCUCUUCCAUCCCAGGAGCGGGGUCUGCUGACCUGUCGAGAGGAAGCAGAGGCCCCUCUGCCCGCGAGGACAAUGAAGGAAGUCGUCUGCUGGUCACCCCAGACGGUGACGGAUUGGUUGCUGGAGAAUGCCAUGCCCGAAUACUGUGAGCCCCUGGGCCAUUACACGGGCCAAGACUUGAUCAGCCUUACCCAGGAGGACUUCACCAAGCCGCCGCUCUCCCGCGUCUCCUCUGACAACGGGCAGCGGCUACUGGACAUGAUCGAAACCCUGAAAAUGGAGCACCAGCUGGAGGCACACAAGAACGGGCACGCCAACGGGCACCUGAGCAUCAGCGCCGACGGUGGCUUCAGCAGCAAGGCCAAACACAAUGGUGUGCCCAAUGGCUACCAGGGAGGGUUGGAAAUGAUCCAAAUUCCCAUGCCCGAGCCCGAGCGCUCCCAGUACCCCAGGGAGUGGGGCAAGACUCUGCUGGCUUUUCUGUAUGCCCUCUGCUGCUUUGUGCUCACCACAGUGACGAUCUCCUUCGUCCACGAGCGAGUGCCUCCCAAGGAGACGCAAGCACCCCUGCCAGACACGUUUUUUGACCAUUUUAACCGGGUGCAGUGGGCCUUUUCUAUUUGUGAAAUCAACGGUUUGAUCCUUGUAGGCCUCUGGUUCAUUCAGUGGCUGCUCUUAAAAUACAAGUCCAUCAUUAGCCGAAGAUUUUUCUUCUUAGUUGGCACGCUGUACCUGUACCGGUGUAUCACCAUGUAUGUAACCACCCUCCCAGUACCCAGCAUGCAUUUCAACUGUUCUCCAAAGCUUUUUGGAGACUGGGAAGCUCAUCUACGGAGGAUCAUGAAGAUGAUAGCUGGGGGUGGCCUGUCUAUCACAGGCUCCCACAACAUGUGUGGAGACUAUCUCUACAGUGGGCAUACAGUCAUGUUAACCCUGACUUACUUAUUUAUCAAAGAGUAUUCCCCUCGGCGACUCUGGUGGUACCAUUGGCUCUGCUGGAUUCUCAGCUUCUCUGGGGUCUUCUGUAUCCUCUUGGCACAUGAACACUACACUGUGGACGUCGUGGUGGCUUACUACAUCACCACCAGACUUUUCUGGUGGUAUCACACAAUGGCUAAUCAGCAAGUGCUAAAAGAAGCUUCCCAAAUGAACCUCCUGGCGAGAGUUUGGUGGUAUAAGCCCUUCCAGUACUUUGAAAAGAAUGUCCAAGGAAUUGUACCUCGCUCUUAUCACUGGCCUUUCCCCUGGCCUGUGGUCCACCUCAGUAGACAAGUGAAAUACAGUCGAUUGGUAAAUGACACAUAACAGCUGUUCAAAGUUGGGAAAGAGGAGCUAUCCAAAGUACUGAGGACUCCGUGAGGAAAUCGCCAUAAAAUCAACGCCUCCCUAAUCCUUUGAUCUUUCAACAGUUACCUUGACUUAACCUAGUCAGUUACCUGGUCAGCACUGUGAUCUUUUUUUUUUCUCUCCAAAGGACCUGCGUUGGACAACAAUAAAGAGAAUUUAACUUAUCAUGCACUGUAUGCAUUUCUUGUCGAUAGGUUGGGGAUUUACAUAACCCAUGGCCAUGCUCCUUUGUAUAUGAUGCGGCAGCAUAAACAUAAGCUUUUAUAUCCUCAGUUCUGGUCUUUCCAGCCCCGCCUGGAAAUAAAGCGUAUUAUUUUCUUGGGAAAACAUACUUUUCAUAUCUCUUUGCCCCAAAGAUUGGGCUGUAAGCCAUUUUCUAGCAAACGUCUAUAUGAAGGUUUCUAAGCACCUGAACGGAAUUCCAUUCAGAGCUCUUUCUACCUGUUGCGCUGAUAGUCAAGUGAAAAAAAAAGGUAGAUGCGAAAAGGUUUGGUAACUUUUGAUUUUGUAAAAAUCAGCAGUGAUGGUGUCAAAAAAAGUGCAAAAAAAAAACCACCACAGAUUCUGUUGUAAAGUGAUUUUCUAAGUAUUUCCUAACUUUAUUUUUCAAGAUGUCUAUGAAAUCUAAAUUUAAAGAUUUUUACAUGUCAGAGAGAGGAGAGUGAAUACUUAAAAAUGCUUCUUGGCAGAAAGAUUUGUCUAUGUUUCUAGUGCCUUUCUUGUCUUGAUUGUAUGGUCAGUAGGCGAUCUUAAAUGUUUUUAUUUGAAAUAAAAGUAUUCCACAAA